Molecule: messenger RNA, 1554 nt
Organism: Xylaria bambusicola
Lineage: Eukaryota; Fungi; Ascomycota; Sordariomycetes; Xylariales; Xylariaceae
Exons: 1
Coding region: 120-1496 (458 amino acids)
Source: RefSeq, a predicted model, not a curated record
UAGCGUCUUUUCCUUCUUCCAACUAAGACCAUCCAUCCAUCACUAGUAACCCUUCACUUUAUCUCCCUCCCUAUUCUUUAAGCAAAAGCCAUGCCAUCAUCCAAGCAUAAUAACGCCCCAUGUCAAACUCGGCUCCCACCGCUUCCCCCGAUAUAACCUGCCUCACGCCCGAGCCCUUCGUGCCGAAGCCACUCAUCGCCGACAUCCUGCGCACGCGCUACUGCGUGCCCGACUCCAUCUUCCUUGUCGAGGGCGUCGAUGUCUUCCACACCUCCAAGUCGAAACGAUGGCGCGCUAUCCGCCUGCUCCUCGGCGACGGCGAGCUGUGCAUCCAGGCCCUGAUGGCCCCCGAGACGCACCGCUUUGUCGAUCGCGGUGAAGUCGUGCUUGGUGUGUACAUAAAGCUGGAGAAAUUCCGCUUUGAGUGUCAGGAUAUUGAGAACAAGGAGACCACAUUCUCACCGGGGAAGGAAAGUGAAGUUGAGCAUUCGGAUGAGAUGGGGGCCGAGGAGUCUGAUGAGGAGGAGAAAAGGAAGAAGAACAAGCCGCGACAGAUGGUCUACUUGAUUGUGGAUAGUCUAGAUAUAGUCGGAUGGCACAACGCAUUGAUUGAAUCCUCUAUGGACGACGAGGUAGAAGUAGAUACAGAUGUCGUUGAACCCGAGAAUGUUGCACAUGAAGAGUCUCCCAAGCCAGAAAAGGCUCAACAGUCCCAGCAAACAGUAAUGGCACAACCCGAUUCCCCUCAAGAAGCGAGGGAGAGAGAUCUUUGGGAAAGAGUCGAACGCGAUACAGCUCUUAGAGAAAAGUCAGAGCGAGAAUUCAAGGAACGAGAGGCUAAAGAGCGAGAGGCCAAGGAGACAGAAGCUGCCCGCCAAAGGGAAGCCGAGGCAGCGAAACUCGAUAGCCAACCAGCAGACGCAGACGAUGAUUUCGAAGUCAUGCGUAUUUCCAAUGACCAAACAACUCAGAAGCGUGAAGCAGCAGCAGCAGCAGCAGCAGCAGCAGCAACAGCAACAGUAACAGUAACAACAGCAACCACCUCCACAAACCGCACAAAAGACACCGCCCGUCCACCCCAGCCAAGCUACAACCACAUACAACCUCUAAAGCUAACCAAACUGCGCUCCAUCCCAAAUCUACCCUACAAGCAGAACUGGAGCGUGAACGUGCUGUGCGUAAUAUCAGCCAUAUCUGACGUCGAACCAGCAGGGAUACCGCCCUACACGCAGCGCCAAGCACGUCUCACCGAUCCAUCGACAGACAAGCACGUUCUGCUGACGGUAUUUCUCGACGCGCACCUCUUCACGCCCAAAGUCGGCAGUAUCGUCUUACUCGUCGGCGUCAAGAACCACCGCUUCGACGGCGGCAGUUUGAAGAAGUACGACAGCGAUCGACCCAAGGCAGGAGGGAGCUGGUGGUUCGAGAACCCAGGGCAUCUACCAUGGUGCGACGUGGCUGGGUUAAGUCUAUGGUGGGACGCGUUUGGAGCGUAGCAAUGAUAGAUACAUAAAUAGAUGAAGAAAAAUUUUAUUAUAAGCAUUGAAAGUUGCG